Messenger RNA from Populus trichocarpa (black cottonwood), 599 nucleotides. Its product is annotated as protein MHF2 homolog. Gene Ontology annotation, cellular component: Fanconi anaemia nuclear complex; FANCM-MHF complex. The record is from RefSeq and is a predicted model, not a curated record. The transcript is spliced from 6 exons. NCBI's taxonomy places the organism in Eukaryota, Viridiplantae, Streptophyta, Magnoliopsida, Malpighiales, Salicaceae. Gene Ontology annotation, biological process: kinetochore assembly; replication fork processing; resolution of meiotic recombination intermediates. Bases 104 to 418 code for a protein of 104 amino acids.
UUAUUAUAAUAAUCUAAAAAACUAAACGACAUUUAUAGUUGUAUGCAGGAGUGGAGAGGAGAAAAUCACAAAAAAAAAGGAGGGAAGGGCUUUGAAGUUGCGAAUGGAGGAAGUCACUUUCGAUCCAGGUUUGAUUCAAGCUAUUUUCAAGCACAUCUGGACCCGGAGAGCCCUAGAGCGCGAGAAAAACGAAGGCAAUGACGGUACGGACUGCGAGCAGGUUGGAACUGGAACAUUGAAGAAGACUCGAACCACUUCUGCUAAUUCCAAUGCCCUAAAACUGAGUUGCGAACUUCUCCGAAUUUUUAUUACAGAGGCAGUGCAGCGUUCUGCUAUGAUUGCUGAAGCAGAGGGAGCUGGUAAGAUUGAAGGGACUCACUUGGAGAGGAUUCUUCCUCAGUUGCUUCUGGAUUUUUAAGAUAUGUACAUGGCAUACAUAAAGUUUGGUUUUUUUCUUUUACUUUUCUCUAAUCCAAACUGUUCAAUUUGUGGAUUUAGAUGGUAGUGCAUUUUUUAUUGUUAGAUAGAAUUAUUGACAUGAAGAUCAUUUGAUGAUCUAUAAUUGUCUUCCUGCAAUGCGAUGGAAUUUCUUUUCUUUU